This is a messenger RNA of Aspergillus terreus NIH2624, 1554 nucleotides long. Its product is annotated as cholinesterase. The transcript has 3 exons. Bases 1 to 1554 code for a protein of 517 amino acids. The record is from RefSeq and is a predicted model, not a curated record. NCBI's taxonomy places the organism in Eukaryota, Fungi, Ascomycota, Eurotiomycetes, Eurotiales, Aspergillaceae.
AUGUACCGAAUUAUUGCCUUCUACUCUAUCGUAUACUUGGGCUUUUUGUCAUGGUCGACCGCCGAUGCCUUCCUGGUGGGAGGCCCGGUCAACACCACGAGCGGCACAGUGAGAGGAAAAGCAUCCUCUUUGCGUCCUGAUGUCUCGGAGUAUCUGGGAAUCCCUUAUGCAAAGGCACCCAAGGGCGAUUUGCGCUUUGCUGCUCCUGUGCCUGCCGACAAGUCUCCUACGGUCUUGAAUGCAACGUCUUAUGUGUGUUCCAGCUCCCUCUUCUCAACCCCUCGUUUUCAUCUGGUUCCUAACUCACUGGCCAGUGACUGUCCCUGCAACCGUAUUCCCAUGCGUCAAGCCGCGCUCGGGGGCCCUGUGGGUGAAAAGAUCACACGAGCUCUAUCUCAGGAGGACAGUAUCCUAGACGAGGACUGCCUAACCAUCAACGUCUGGUCCAAGCCCCAGCAAGGCGAACAGAAGAAAGCCGUCUUGUUCUGGAUCUACGGCGGAGGCUUCGCCAUCGGCAGUGCAUCAAGCGCCGUUUACGACGGCUCAAUCCUCGCAGACGAGAACGAUGUCGUCGUCGUCUCAUUCAACUACCGACUGAACAUCUUCGGGUUCUCCGGCGCACCGGGCCAGCCAUGGAACGUGGGCUUGCUGGAUCAACGUCUCGCGCUGGAAUGGACCAGAGACAACAUCGCUCGGUUUGGUGGCGAUCCAGCACGCAUCACUGUCUUCGGCCAGUCGGCCGGCGGCCUCUCCACCGACUUCAUGGCCUACAGCUACCCCGACGACCCGAUUGCGCAUGCACUGAUCGCCCACUCGGGCGUCGCAAGCUCCUCGCUGAGUAUCGCCCCGAAGAAAUCCGACCUCCAGGAGACAUGGUACAACGUCUCGAGCAGCCUCGGCUGCGGCGGUGCCGAAGCAGGCGAACAAACAGUGGCCUGCAUGCGGUCCAAAAGCCAGGACGAACUUCUGGCCGCCAUCGAGCCCCUCACCACAGGCGGCAUGGUCGGCGGCUUCACGCCCGUCGGCGACGGCCAGGUGAUACCCGAAGACAUCGCCGGUGCCGGUGACGCUGGGAACUUUGCCCGGAUCCCGUUCAUGACCGGCAACACCGACAACGAAGCCGGGUUCUUCCUCAUCACCGCGUUGGCCUACACGAACCUCACCGCGGAGCAGGUGGCCGCCAUCCCCAUGAACCUGAUCCGGCCGCUGGGCAACAUCCUAACGCUCGCGGGGUUCACCUGUCCUGCCGCUGAGGCGGCGGGAUACCGCCUCGAGCAUCGCGUGCCGGCCUGGCGGUAUCGGUACUACGGGGGGAACUAUAGCAAUACGUACAUAGUGCCCGUUGGAUCCGCAUAUCAUACGUCUGAGUUGCUUCCGCUGUUCGGUACGGCGCCGACUGUCACCGGCGUGAAGGAUACCUGGUACGAGGCGGAGGCGGCCGCGUAUAUGCGGAACGCGUGGGCGACAUUUGCGAAGAACCCAGCUACCGGGCUCAGCAGUGAGUUCCGGUGGCCGAAGUUCAAUCCUCUGAGUAGGUGGAUCUUCUAUGGUUGA